This is a messenger RNA of Durusdinium trenchii, 1755 nucleotides long. The record is from the annotation of a GenBank genome assembly. Lineage: Eukaryota; Dinophyceae; Suessiales; Symbiodiniaceae.
AUGUUUGGACUUGGGGCUCAAGCGGGCCAUUUGUUCAAGCCUGCGUUUUGCUGCGACGGAGAUUCUUCAGGAGGCCAUUUUCCAGCCAGGCCCAUGACCCCGCCUUGCUUCGGACUACAAGACAUCCGCGCAGUUCAACCCCCCCAACUCCACGCGCCCGACGUGCCCGACUCAUUGGAUGCACUUCAGCCCGUCAAUUGUGGCGAACUGGAGGAGGACGAUGAGGAUGGCGAGCUCAGCAUGACACUGGGAGCCCUCAAGAGAUGCCAAGAGAAGAAAGCCGAGCAGGUGGAAUUGAAGAGAUUUCUGUCCCGACACAGACGCGUGGCAGCGAGAAACCUUUUUGGGGUCAGAUUCUUAGCCCUCUACCCCAUCCAUGUGGCAGCCAAGUUGGGCAAGCCUCAGAUGGUGAAAGUGCUUUUGCGGGCGGGUGCGGACAAAGAGAAGAACACCUCCCAAGGUCGCAGCGCUUUGGAUCUAGCUCAGCAGGCGAAGGAUUCCGAGAGCCGGAUCCAGGUGAUCCAUAUUUUACAAGGCACUGAGAUGCUCAUCAAGCAGAAAUGGUCUGCCAAGGACUUGCUGAUGAUGGAGCUGAACUUGACUCAUGGUCGAUGCUGGAAGCCCCAGGGGGCUGUGGCCUUGUGGCCCAGCAAAGUGCUGUGUUUGGACUGCCUGCGGCAGUUCCGGAUGUGCAUUAUCCUGACGGACAACUACUUACUUCACCCGGUGCCCAGUCCGGUGGCCUGUGUGGCUGACCCAGUCGAUGUUCACCCGCAGAACAUGGUGGAACGCACCUUCGCCAUCCUAGUGCUCAUCUUUGGACUGGUGCUCUUCUCGUCCUUCGUGAGUUCCAUUACUGCUUCUAUGACCCAGCUGCGGAACAUGCAGGAAGACAAGUCCAAGCAGUUUUGGUUGCUGAGGCGAUACUUGCUGCAGAAGAAGGUGCCGCAGGACUUGACCUUCAAGGUGCUCCGCUACACCGAGUAUGCCACCAGCCGUUCGGGCGAAGCGAUUCCAGAGCACCGCAUCACCAUCCUCAGUCUUUUGACGAAGCAGCUGCAGAGUGAGCUCCGCUUCGUGACCCACUUCGGAUGUGUGAAGCUUCAUGGUUUCUUCAAGCUCGUUUGCACCAUGAACGAGUCCUUGCUGCACAUGAUGUCCACGGGAAAGGCCUUGGUCUCCAAAGCCUUGGCAUCGCAGGAUCCACUCUUCGAGUUGGUCGAUCCCGCCCUUUGCAUGUACUUUGUGGAUCAGGGGCAGGUUCAGUACUGCCAGGGGCAGUCGGCUUUGGGAUUGGGUGGUGGCCUGAGCACUUGGGCCCCGAGCAACUUUGACUCAGAAGGCUUAUUGCCUCCAGACCCUGAGACGGUCCAACCGGUCACGCCCACCGAAAGCGGCAUUGCCAUUGGCAAGGGUGGACACUUGUGUGAAAUCGUCUUGUGGGCGCAGUGGCGCCACGUGGGCUCGGCGCGCGCCAUCCACGAGUCCAAUAUCGUGCAGGUCAUCGCCAAGGGCUUUGCGGAGUGCAUUCGGAGGGAUCCUGCAGUGGACUCGGUCGCAGCGAUGUAUGCACGGAUGUUUGUGCAGCUGGCCAAUGAUCGGGAGCGAAUUCCAGAGGAUUGGCAGGAGAUUUGCAAUGACGAGAUGACUGCACUGACCGAUUCCUUGAGCGAGUACAGCCCAGACUCUGAGACCCCGAAGAACCUCAUGUCUCGCAUCAUGGCCUUGACAAAGCCGAAGGCCCGUAGCUUCUAA